Messenger RNA from Dictyostelium discoideum AX4, 1071 nucleotides. It is a transcript of the gene gpaA, whose product is annotated as G-protein subunit alpha 1. Gene Ontology annotation, biological process: chemotaxis; G protein-coupled receptor signaling pathway; signal transduction. The transcript is spliced from 3 exons. Lineage: Eukaryota; Evosea; Eumycetozoa; Dictyosteliales; Dictyosteliaceae. The record is from RefSeq and is a predicted model, not a curated record. Bases 1 to 1071 code for a protein of 356 amino acids. Gene Ontology annotation, molecular function: guanyl nucleotide binding; GTPase activity; G-protein beta/gamma-subunit complex binding.
AUGGGUAAUAUUUGUGGUAAACCAGAAUUAGGAUCACCAGAAGAGAUUAAAGCCAAUCAACAUAUUAAUAGUUUGUUGAAACAAGCAAGAUCUAAAUUAGAGGGUGAAAUUAAAUUAUUAUUGUUAGGAGCAGGUGAAUCAGGUAAAUCAACAAUCGCCAAACAAAUGAAGAUUAUCCAUUUGAAUGGUUUCAACGAUGAGGAGAAGUCAUCAUAUAAAACCAUCAUCUACAAUAAUACAGUUGGUUCAAUGCGUGUGUUGGUAAACGCCGCUGAAGAAUUAAAGAUUGGAAUCAGUGAAAACAAUAAAGAAGCCGCCUCUAGAAUCUCAAAUGAUUUGGGCGAUCAUUUCAAUGGUGUGUUGACUGCAGAGUUGGCACAAGAUAUUAAAGCCCUUUGGGCAGAUCCAGGUAUUCAAAAUACCUUCCAAAGAUCUUCAGAAUUCCAACUAAAUGAUUCAGCCGCUUAUUACUUUGAUAGUAUCGAUAGAAUUAGUCAACCAUUAUAUUUACCAUCUGAAAAUGAUGUUUUACGUUCAAGAACUAAAACAACUGGUAUCAUUGAAACAGUUUUUGAAAUUCAAAAUAGUACAUUUAGAAUGGUUGAUGUUGGUGGUCAAAGAUCAGAAAGAAAGAAAUGGAUGCAUUGUUUCCAAGAAGUUACAGCAGUUAUCUUUUGUGUUGCCCUUAGUGAAUAUGAUCUUAAACUUUAUGAAGAUGAUACUACAAAUAGAAUGCAAGAGUCACUUAAACUCUUUAAAGAAAUAUGUAACACCAAAUGGUUUGCAAAUACUGCUAUGAUUCUUUUCUUAAAUAAAAGAGAUAUUUUCUCUGAAAAGAUUACAAAAACACCAAUUACAGUUUGCUUCAAAGAAUAUGAUGGUCCACAAACUUACGAAGGUUGUUCAGAGUUUAUCAAACAACAAUUUAUCAAUCAAAAUGAAAAUCCAAAGAAAUCGAUCUACCCACAUUUAACUUGUGCCACUGAUACUAAUAAUAUCCUUGUUGUAUUCAAUGCUGUCAAAGAUAUUGUAUUAAAUUUAACUUUGGGUGAAGCUGGUAUGAUUCUUUAA